AGAAUCUCUUUAUUACCUCAUAUUAUUUUGUGGGUCUUAGUUCUAGACAUCAAAUCUAUAGUAGUUAACAUUAACAAUUUGGCACAUUUGUUACGCUACUGAUAUAAAUCAAGAACACCGACUUCUCUUAAGCAUUGUGGGUCAAAUACGCUUUGUUUUCUUUGCUGGACAAGUCCAAAUCAUAGUCAACACAUCUUUUUGGAAGUUCAGUUUCUGUUUGAAUACCUAAAAGAAACAAACCCCAAGUGACAGAUUUCACAAUUGACUUAGUCCUAAAUGUGAAGGAUUAUAAUGAUUCUUGUACCAUGUGGAUUUCAAGAAAGUUUUGGUUUUAUGUUGAGAAUACUUCUCAGUUAUGUGAACUGACAGAAAGUUUUAAUUUUUGUGUAAUUAGUAGAGUUUGAUUUUAUAGUGAGAGAGGUUAAUUUGAAGUUAAAAAGACAUUUGGCUAAAAUGUCUGAAGAAGGUAAUCAAGAACUUCGUUCAUUGGCUUUGACACCAACAUGGUCUGUUGCUUCUGUAUUGACUAUAUUUGUUGCUGUGUCACUGCUUGUGGAGCGAUCCAUUCACAGGUUAUCUAAUUGGUUGAGGAAAACCAAUAGAAAGCCAUUGUUUGCAGCUGUGGAAAAAAUGAAAGAAGAGUUGAUGCUUCUUGGAUUCAUUUCUCUCCUACUCACAGCAACUUCCAGUAUCAUAUCUAAUAUUUGCAUACCAUCAAAGUUUUACAAUAAUGCAUUUGCCCCAUGUACAAAGGCUGACGUUGAUGAAGAAACGGAGAACGGAGAUUUGAAGGAUCGUAAACUUUUGAUGGCUUUUGGUCUUCAACGGAGAGUAUUAAAUUCCUUCAAUCAAAAUACAUGCGGAGAGAACCAUGAACCUUUUGUAUCAUAUGAAGGCCUAGAGCAGCUGCAUCGCUUCAUUUUCGUCAUGGCCAUUACUCAUGUAUCUUAUAGCUGCUUGACAAUGCUGCUGGCGAUUGUUAAGGUCCACAGUUGGAGGGAGUGGGAAGAUCAAGCUCGCAUGGACAGACAUGAUGUGCUAACUGAAAUUUCUAGAGCUAAGACAUUCCGAAGGCAGACAACUUUUGUCAGAGUUCACACAUCAAGUGCACUGGCCAGGAAUCAUUUCCUUGUUUGGGUGACCUGUUUCUUCAGACAGUUUGGCCGCACAGUUGUUCGUGAUGAUUAUCUUACUCUGCGCAAGGGCUUUAUCAUGAAUCACAACCUUACAUCAAACUAUGAUUUUCACAGCUAUAUGAUUCGCUCAAUGGAAGAAGAAUUCCAAAGAAUAGUUGGUGUAAGUGGCCCUCUCUGGGGAUUCGUGGUGGGCUUUAUGCUGUUUAAUGUAAAAGGAUCGAAUUUGUAUUUCUGGAUAGCGUUAAUUCCUAUCAUUCUUGUCCUACUCGUGGGUACAAAACUGCAGCAUGUAAUCGCGACGUUGGCAUUGGAGAGUGCUGGAAUUACUGGCUCAUUCUCAAGGGCAAAGCUAAAACCACGAGAUGAACUUUUUUGGUUCAAAAAACCAGAAUUACUUUUGUCCUUGAUUCAUUUUGUCCUUUUCCAGAAUGCAUUUGAGCUUGCUUCAUUCUUUUGGUUCUGGUGGCAAUUUGGGUAUAACUCAUGCUUCAUAAAGAACCACACACUUGUGUAUCUACGACUAAUUAUGGGAUUUGCUGGACAAUUCCUUUGCGGUUAUAGCACCUUGCCAGUCUAUGCACUGGUUACACAGAUGGGUACAAACUAUAAGGCUGCAUUGAUUCCACAGAGAAUAAGAGAAACGAUCCACGGAUGGGGAAAGGCAGCAAGAAGAAAAAGGAGGAUGCACAUGUUCCCAGAUGACUCUACUGUGCACACCGAUACAAGCACGGUGAUGUCACUCGAGGAAUAUGAUGAUAACCAGUUGGUUGAUAGUCCUCGAACAGUGCAUGGUGCGGGUACAGAAAUUGAGUUACAACCGCCAUCAACUGUCACAGAGGAUCAUCAUUCAGUAACAAUUAACGACACUUCAAGUCGUGUCGGUACUCCUCUACUUCGGCACUGUACCUCUAUUUCUUCCGCAGCUUCCCCAAGACUUCCACCUGAAGUAAUAGCAAGAUCAUCUUCAAUGCCUGCUAGAGGAGAUUUGGAUUUGGAUAAAGAUUAACCGCCACAGUAAAGUUGGAGAAUAACGGGAAGUGAAGUUGGUGUUGAUACUUUUGCAGGUUGUUUAACGGGGCAUAUAACAUAUAUACUUGAAGAUGUUUGACAUGUGAAUUCAAAGAAAUAUGCAGGUAGGAAAGAUAUAGUUUCUAUAGUUGCAAAAUUAUCUCUCUUAAACGCUCAGGAUUGAAAAAUUAUAAUGGUUGUUUCUCUGUGUAUUAUCCCUUGUAUAAUCAGUUAGACACAUGAGAUGACCAGGUAAGAUGGAGCAUUCUUAAAGCUAGUAAGAGUCUUUUUUUCCCUCAGAUAGUUAAGAGUUUAACUUAUAUACACCGACAGUUUGAGAAAUUUUACAUUAUCAAUGUAUUUUAGUCUAUUACACA
Lycium ferocissimum is the source of this 2521-nucleotide messenger RNA. Its product is annotated as MLO-like protein 11. The transcript has 15 exons. Gene Ontology annotation, cellular component: membrane. NCBI's taxonomy places the organism in Eukaryota, Viridiplantae, Streptophyta, Magnoliopsida, Solanales, Solanaceae. The coding region runs from base 454 to 2142 and encodes 562 amino acids. Gene Ontology annotation, biological process: defense response. The record is from RefSeq and is a predicted model, not a curated record.